ACACAUGUUUUUCAUAACAAAUUGCAAAUGACUUCAUAUUUAAUAAUAGAUUUUAUGAAUUAAUUAUUAUUUCGUUAUUUGUUAUAACCAUUAAAUGGCCACUUCUUCGGGAUUCAGUUCAGCCCUGAAAAUAGCUGAUCUCAACGAUUUCAUUACACCCUCACAGGCGUGCAUCAAACCAAUUGAAAAUAACAAAGAAAUUAAAAGCAAUGUGAAGACUAAUGUAAAUAUAUCUUUAAGUGAUUGUUUAGCGUGUAGUGGAUGUAUAACAUCGGCCGAAACGGUUCUCAUUGAACAACAAUCAUAUGAAGAACUCUAUAGAAUUAUUAAUUUUAAUAAAAAUAACGAAAGCAAGAGACGGACGAUUGUGAUGUCGAUGUCAUUACAAAGUAUAGCGUCGAUUGCGGCCAAACAUCACUUAGAUAUGGAAACCACUUCACGAAAGUUAUCUGAUUUUUUCCACAAUCUCGGAGUUGACUACAUAUUAGACAUAAGUCUUGCCCGACAUUUCUCUAUAAUUGAGGCCCAAAAUGAAUUCUUAGACCAAUUCAACAAAAAUGAAUUUCCCGUAUUGUCAUCGAUAUGUCCGGGUUUUGUCUGUUACGCCGAGAAAACACACGGAGAUCUCAUUAUUCCGUUUCUUAGUCGAGUCAAAUCCGCGCAACAGAUUAUGGGUAUUCUUGUCAAACAAUUUCUUAACGACAAACAAAUCAAUGCGAGUCAUGUCUUUCAUAUAACACUUAUGCCGUGUUAUGACAAAAAACUUGAGGCCACUCGAAAUGGUACAGAUUUUAGUCAUAUAAACGCUGAUAAUUUUAAAGAAGUGGACUGCGUUUUGACGCCCAUUGAGAUUGAAAUAAUGCUCAACAGAGAGAAUGUCAUAUUUACUGAACUAAAUGAAAGACUUUUAGAUAAAAUAACUGGUGAUCCAAAUGAUCAAAUGGUUUCACAUUUGGGUUCGGGAUCAGGAGGUUAUGCAGAAAAUAUAUUCCGAUUUAUGGCUUCAAAAUAUUUCGAAAAAUAUUACAAAUGUGAACAACAAUUAGAUUAUAAAGUUAAUCGAAAUAAAGAUUUCAUUGACUUAACUCUUGAAGACGAAUCGGGAAACAAAUUGCUAUCCUUUGCCAUCAUUAAUGGUUUUCGUAAUAUUCAAACAUUAGUUCAAAGAAUUAAACGUAAAACUUGUGACUAUCAGUACGUGGAAGUGAUGGCCUGUCCGUCGGGUUGUCUUAACGGAGGCGCUCAGCUUAGACCUGAAUCGGUAGAUGAUAUGAUUUUGGAAAGAGUGGAUCAAUUGUAUCGAUCACUACCUAUCACAUCACUAGCACUCGAUGGACAACACCAGGAGAUUAUUACUUUGUAUGACAAAUAUUUUCCAAAUAAAAAUAUUUCGAAACUUUAUACGACAUUCAAAGCGGUUCCCAAAACAAAAAACUUGAUUAAUAUCAAGUGGUAAUA
This is a messenger RNA of Oppia nitens, 1458 nucleotides long. Its product is annotated as cytosolic Fe-S cluster assembly factor narfl-like. Gene Ontology annotation, biological process: iron-sulfur cluster assembly. The record is from RefSeq and is a predicted model, not a curated record. The transcript has 3 exons. Gene Ontology annotation, cellular component: cytosolic [4Fe-4S] assembly targeting complex. Lineage: Eukaryota; Metazoa; Arthropoda; Arachnida; Sarcoptiformes; Oppiidae. The coding region runs from base 95 to 1456 and encodes 453 amino acids. Gene Ontology annotation, molecular function: Hsp90 protein binding; 4 iron, 4 sulfur cluster binding.